This is a messenger RNA of Dichomitus squalens LYAD-421 SS1, 3382 nucleotides long. RefSeq lists its product as uncharacterized. Gene Ontology annotation, cellular component: ubiquitin ligase complex; nucleus; cytoplasm. The transcript is spliced from 19 exons. The record is from RefSeq and is a predicted model, not a curated record. Gene Ontology annotation, molecular function: ubiquitin-ubiquitin ligase activity. Lineage: Eukaryota; Fungi; Basidiomycota; Agaricomycetes; Polyporales; Polyporaceae. The coding region runs from base 1 to 3300 and encodes 1099 amino acids. Gene Ontology annotation, biological process: protein polyubiquitination.
AUGACAUCCGACCCACAAUCUGACGCGGAGAGGAUCCGCUUGAAGCGUUUAGCUAAACUCGGGGGACCGUCCGCGAGCUCUACCCCGGCCGCGUCCACCUCUACCUCCCCCGCUCCUUCGCAUGCGCCUGCGCCUUCGAACCCCCCUCCAAAGGCUACCCCGCCUACUCCUACUGUCCAGAAGAGGCGGGUGGAACCCGUUGUUGCCGCGCCGUCGCCUGUGCCGCAUAAGAAGAAAGCUCCCGCGGUCGCGACCCCAGUGCACCUCGAUCUACCCAGCUGGGAGGACGAGACCAUCUCUAAGGUGUUCAAUGUAACGCUGAAGAAAGAGGUUGCAGAGAAGAGCGGGUAUGAAAUGGUGUGGCUCAAGAGUCUCGCUGAGGAGCUGCAGGGCGAUGGCCUAUCUUUGGAGCUGAACUCUGAAGUGGCAGACCGUACAUUGAUUGCACGGCUAGAGUUGGACCCACAAGCCAUGUCGGAUGAUCUUGAGUUUCUCCCUGUGCUUGCUUCUCUCCCAUCACAACAGACCGUGCUAGAGUACCUGAUUGGAUGCUGGAAACGGUUGAAUGCAGCUAGAAAUGCCGUGCUUAAGAGGAAUUAUGUACCACUGCAGCAACAACAAGCACUCGACGUCCUCGACAAACUCCGCGACCUCAUCAUCAGCUAUACCGGCCUGAGUCUCCAAGAGCCCGAAAUGUUCCCUCAACCAAGCGUCCCGGGCAAAGAGCUUGGUGCAGCGGAACUUGUCCCGUCCUUUAUGUCGCUUUCAGCACUGUCGGGCCCGUAUCUCUCAGCAGGUUCCUCCGGUGCCCUUCUCGACUCCGCCGAAAUCGAGACGUUCCUUCAGGACAUUGUACGGCGAUUCGAGCCAGACAACGAGAUUGACUUGGUCCUUGGUCCCGUCGUCACUCGGAUAUGCUCUCACCAAUCUCUGGCUGUCGGCUUUGCUACUGGGGACGGGUGGCGUAGUGUGAUCAGCGGCUUGGAGGCGCUUGUGAGUGUCAAGCCAAUCGCUGCGAUGAUCACAAGGCUUCCAGAGUGGAACCCUGAAGCCACGUCUGCGCCCGAGUUUGAGACGAGGAGCUUGCUGGGCCCGCUCCUGAGGUUGGGUGUCUUCCACCGAGAUUGGCCGUCAAUCUCGGCCGCGUACUUCCUGAACCACGAGACGCGUCCCCAAGGAGAGAUCACCUCGGCUAUGGCUAGUUUACGGGGCACUCUCAAGACCUUGCAGAGCUCUCUCUUCCAAGUAUUCAACACGCUGGUGCGCGCAUCGGCGGACGCGCGAGAGGCGGUCCUGCAGUACUUCGCUCGUGCCAUCAACCUUAAUCGCAAGCGCGCUGGCAUGCAGGUGGACAUGCUGACGGUGUCGUCCGACUCCUUCAUCAUGAAUUUGCAGAUCAUCCUCUUCCAAUUCUGCGAGCCCUUCAUGGAUGCACAGUAUAGCAAGAUGGACAGGAUCGACCCUGCGUAUUACGCGCACUCCUCGCGGAUCGACCUAACGGAGGAAACGCGCGUGAAUGCAACGAAUGAUGAGGCUGAGGAAUGGCGCAAGCAGAACGAGGCGACAGCUGCGCCGCCCAACUUCAUCUCGGAUAUCUUCUAUCUGGCCCUGGCUGCAAACCAUAUCGGACAAAUGAAGCUCGUCAACAACAUCGAAGAGCUGCUCAGGCAGCAUGAUGACGUCCGAAGGCAUCUCGAGGUCCUCCAGAGCGAUCAGUCUUGGAGAGGGACUCCUUAUCAGGCUCGUACGGAGGCUGCUAUCAACGCCGGAAAGGCUGAGCAAGACAAGUUGUAUGCGGCCCAACUGGCGUACGAGACACAACUCGGCGAUCCCGAGCUUGUGUUUCGGUCUAUCAGCUUUUCAAACCUUGUAUCGACAUGGCUCCUGCGGCAGGUUGAUCCUCGACAGAAGCAUCCCAAUCCUACCAUCGACUUGCCGCUACCGAAGGAUGUCCCAAUGGCGUGGCGAGUGCUGCCUGAGUACCUCGUCGAGGAUGUCAUUGAGUACCAUCUCUACGUGAUUCGGCAAAGCCCAAAGAGCCUGGAGCUGUCAGGAAGAAACGAGAUGCUCCUCUGGUGUCUGACAUUCCUGACCUCGACAUGGUACAUCAAGAAUCCCUUCCUAAAGGCCAAGAUUGUCGAGGUCCUGUUCCUCGGGUGCUGGAAUUGGGGCGAGCAACGCAGUGUCCUCACCAGCCUCCUUAACACGCAUCCUGUCGCGCUCCAGCAUCUGAUGCCUGCUCUCAUGCACUUCUACAUCGAGGUCGAGCAGACUGGCGCCAGCUCCCAAUUCUACGAUAAAUUCAACUCCCGGAGAAACAUCGCUUACAUCUUCAAGACGAUCUGGAAUAACCAAGCGCAUCGUGACGCCUUGAAGAAUGAGUCGAUCCACAACCAGGAGAAGUUCGUCCGCUUCGUCAAUCUAAUGAUCAAUGACGUUACAUACCUCCUGGACGAGUCGCUCUCCGAGCUUGCCAAGAUUCAUGACAUCCAGAUGGAGAUGAAGGACCGGGAAGCCUUCGAGGCGAAACCUGCCCAGUACCGUCGCGAGCGCGAGGCUACCCUCCGCCAGCUCGAGCGGCACGCUAGUGGGUAUGUCCAACUCGGCAACUCGACCGUAGACCUCCUCAAGAUCUUCACGGGCGAGACGAAGGCGCCCUUCAUGGUUCCCGAGAUCGUCGACAGACUCGCGGCCAUGUUGGACUACAACCUCGAGACGCUCGUGGGGCCGCGCUCGCGGGAGCUGAUCGUGAAGAACCCGGAGAAGUACAAGUUCAACCCGAAAACGCUCCUCAGUGACAUUAUCCAGGUGUAUCUCAACUUGUCCGACCAAGGCGAUUUCGCGCGCGCGGUAGCGGCAGAUGGGCGGAGCUACCGGAAGGAGCUCUUUGAGCAGGCUGCGGAUGUCCUCAAGCGGACGUCGCUGAAGUCUCCGGAUGAGAUCGAGAAGUUGCGUUUGUUUGUCGUGAAGGUCGAAGAGACUAAGGCGACGUUGGAGGCGGAGGAGGACCUAGGGGAGAUCCCAGACGAGUUUCUCGAUCCCCUCAUGUACACUCUCAUGCGGGACCCUGUUACCCUACCAUCGUCCAGAGCUGUCGUCGACAGGUCCACUAUCAAGUCUCAUCUACUCUCUGACACCAAAGACCCCUUCAACCGUAUGCCGCUGACCCUGGACGACGUCAUCCCAAACGUCGAGCUCAAGCAGCGUAUAGACGCGUUCCUCGCCGAAAGACGUAACAAGGAUACCGCCCUCGACCACCCGCCAGAGGAGAUCGUUCACAUGGAUGUAUCACACGAGUAGAGAAUAUUACUGUGUAGCAUAGUGUAUUUCAGUGCAUUGUAGUACUGCUUCGAACCAUCAAUGGACAAUUCAUUGCAUUGCC